CAUAGAGGAGAGCGACACUUUUUUGUUUUCCUCUUCAACAUGGAACUUUACAUACACGGGGAACACGGGAUCCUACAUUUCAUCAUCUUAGGAUGUGUCGCUGUAUUUCCUGAAUUUGCUUAUUCGUCAUACAACAUCGCAUUACGAAAGACGGCAUCACAGAGUUCUGUUUAUGGUGUAUGGGGUGCUAACAGAGCCGUAGAUGGUGUGAUAGGGAAAAACGUUGGAGGAGGAAGCUGUAGUUCUACUAACACGACAGGGUCACGUGAGGCAUGGUGGCGUGUUGACCUUGAACAAAUAUCAAGGAUAAAGACUCUAAAUGUCACAUACAGAGAGCUGUAUCCCUGGCGACUUUCUGGGUUUUAUCUCUAUGUUUCCAAUAUAUCCGCUGUGGACAAUCUACCAAGUACAGGACAUCUUUGUUACCAUGACAAUAUAACGGAUCCCUGGUAUCCUCCCAUCAUUCAACCAAUCACGUCCGUGUACAGUAGACGGGCGAUACGUCAUAUUCUAUAACACACGUCCGGCUGAUAAUGGACCUAAAU
This is a messenger RNA of Pecten maximus, 545 nucleotides long. RefSeq lists its product as uncharacterized. Bases 40 to 516 code for a protein of 158 amino acids. NCBI's taxonomy places the organism in Eukaryota, Metazoa, Mollusca, Bivalvia, Pectinida, Pectinidae. The record is from RefSeq and is a predicted model, not a curated record. The transcript is spliced from 3 exons.